Kazachstania africana CBS 2517 is the source of this 5790-nucleotide messenger RNA. It is a transcript of the gene DCK1, whose product is annotated as guanine nucleotide exchange factor DCK1. Gene Ontology annotation, cellular component: cytoplasm; plasma membrane. The transcript has a single exon. Gene Ontology annotation, molecular function: small GTPase binding; guanyl-nucleotide exchange factor activity. Gene Ontology annotation, biological process: small GTPase-mediated signal transduction. NCBI's taxonomy places the organism in Eukaryota, Fungi, Ascomycota, Saccharomycetes, Saccharomycetales, Saccharomycetaceae. The coding region runs from base 1 to 5790 and encodes 1929 amino acids. The record is from RefSeq and is a predicted model, not a curated record.
AUGGGUUCUGAAAAGGCACGACGCUGGGUACCCACUGAAAAGUUGGUGUACGGUACCAUUAUCAAGCACUUCACGCCAUUACAAAAGCAUCCCGAAUUAAUCUAUCGAAGUGACGAGUUUCACGACAUAUUUAUCGGAGCAGAAAUUUACAUCUUUGAAGUAACAACCGAUGGAAAAUGGUGUAGGUCUUAUUUUUGUGCAAGACCACUUCCUGAAGAAUUCAUUGCUACUAUGAGUACAAUAGGUGAACUGUUACCAAGUAUCAAACCGAUAGUUGCGGUUGUCCCAAGAGCAUAUGUGAGAAUUGAUGCAUCUGCAAGUAUUCGUCCCAUGCCAUUUUUCAAGCUACCAGAACCAAAGGAUUUCCAAAGGUUUCUAAGCAAUGAAUGUACAUCAAAAUCACUAUAUGAUCAUUUAACGAGUGAUUCUUCAAACACUGAUGACAAUGCGAUAACAAUGAGGAAUGAUAAACAGGCAAAACCUUCUUUUCCUUACUUCAGGUAUAAAGGUAGACCUUUUGUGGAUGAAAUAGCUGCAGUUUUAAUGACGUUGUGCUCACAUAUAUUUGCCAUGUAUUCGGCUGGUGAAUUUAUAAUAUAUGAAAAAUUAACGUCUCUUUUUUAUGAAUUAGACAAUAUUAGAUUGAAACUGUUAUUCGGAUUAACUACAGAAUCGGAGCGGAUUCUUCUAAUCAGAUCUGCAAGUUGUGAACUUUCGAAGAUUUCAAAAUUCAUCUCUUCAAAGGGUAAACCAAAUAAAUUUUUACUUAAUAAUACUGCACCAAUUGCUCCUGAUCCCUACGGAUUUGAAAGUGUGUUUGCACGUGAUGUCAAUACCGGUAAACUUCUGUCUUUUGAUGAUACCAAUCUACAAACCUUACUAUUAAGUACUAUGCUAUAUGGCUUAACUAAUAAUUUCCCAAUAGUUCGAAUUGAGUCUCUAAACUUAGAUCUACCGAAGGGAAAAGUCUUUGAUUUUUCUCAAUCACAUGUACUUAUUGAUUUUAAACAAGUUACUAGUGAUCCUUCUAUCUUUGAUCCAAAAUUUGAAAACGUUAGAGCUUCUGUGCAUUUGAGAACGAAGGACAAAUUAUUAGCUGAGCCUUACAUCGUGAAUAUCAACCCGAAUAAUAUCUCAUCUUUGAAUAAUAUAUCUGCCGUUUUAUUCAAAAAUAUAGCAGCCUCUGUCAUCAAUGACCAAAAAAUUUAUUUAGUCGUUGUACUGACAGAAUAUGUCUUAAUCAACUCUCAUAAUAAAAUUUCAAUUUCUUCAUUUCGUUCCCCAUUUAUACCCUACGCUAACACCAACGACUUGAGAAUUGACACCAUCAAGAAAGGUGUUGCCGUUGGCGUAACUGAUAUUUCUCCUAUUUUCAAAAGCUACCAGGGUAAAUCAGCAGCUGGUUCUGCUCACAAAUUCAAAAUUAAUUUAUAUACAUCCCAAUUUGAUCAAUCAAACGAACAAUCUGCAGGAUCAACUACUAAUAUUGGAUGGGGGAACGUAAUUUCAAAGAUUUUGAACGACUCCGUCGAAGGCGUCAUCAUUAAUCCAAGGGCUGUAUCUCUAUCAGUUACUGCAAAGGAAAUUGUAGGAGACCACCAGAUGGCUAAUCAUCUCACGAGUUCUUCCAUAGCUGCAAUUGAAACCGUUCCAUCACAUUUGCAUUACAGUAAACGAGAUCAAACCAUUGAGCAAGUUUACUUGAAUCUAGGCAGUGUAUCACUUUCCGGCGUGGCCAAAAGAGCAAAGAAUAUUAAGAACGUUACGAUAGUGGCAAAGUCAAAGAAUCCAAAUGUUACUUUCAGUGAAAAUUCAAAUGAGUCAAAACUUCAUUCAUGGACUUUCGUCUCUGGCCGUCCAGGCGAAUCAAUAGGUGAAACUGUCAGAAUAAAUGAUAUCCAAAUGAUGAAGGACAAUGAAGAUAUUGAUAUUCUGGCUUACUUGAACGGAUUUCUUAUGGCUAAGGCUGCGGUUCCUAUUAAGAGAGGCAAUGACAUCAUAAUAUAUGAAAGAAACACUACCAUCUCGUUAAUUUCAUCUGAAAACAAACAAAUUAUAGACUUAAAAAUUGAUACUGAUUAUCCAGGUGACAUGUUUAAUAUUCCAACCGCGAUUGAACGCUUUCUACCGUUCGACGACAUAGACUCGGGAAAUUUUGAUAAUUUCUGUCCCGUUAUAUUGGAAGAAUUGAAUAAUAUUGAAUUCGACAGUCGCUCAAGACACUUUCAUGCCCUGCUGCGUGGUUAUUUGAACUUGCUUUUUUAUUUCAACGAUCAGUCAGACCUUUCAUUGAAAAUAUUCACAUCAUUCACCAAAUUCAUUGAUGCUACACUUUCAUCUGAUAAAACCAACUGUAGGCAUCAAUUUUUUACCUUCUACGAACAAUAUUCCAAAGAUAUAUCCGCUUUACCUCCAAUAGGCCCCGCUAUUUUGAAACACUUUUCAAGAGUGCUUAAAGAAGAAAGUCAGGAUGAAUGGAGUGAUAUGGGAAGAAGUUUAUGUAAUGCCUCCUUGUAUGUUGUUAUGCUUUCUGUCAUUUCAUCAUCUGAUGAUGAGGAUGACUACAAGCUGGCAUUUGAGCAAUUUUUCGACGCAAUUUGUAAAUUUUUGACUCUAUCGAGUUCAAAACUUGUCAGAGGUCAAGUAUCCAUCUUGAGUUUCUAUGAUCUCUGGCUUCCUUCCUUAAGUUAUUACUAUGAACCGGAAAGCAUUUUAGUUUUCACUUCAAAACUGUUCGAAAGUUGUCAACAGAAGGAGAUCUGUUUGAGCAUUACAACUAAGAUAUUAUCUGCCCAAGAGGAAAAUUACCUCAACGUGAAAUUUCUUUUAUUGAGGAGAGUGCUUUCUUCCGAAGUUUCAAAGAAUACUUUAUUUGACAAUAGUAACUAUAAUGCGUUACAUUUAGAGUUUAUCUCUAGGUGUAUUGAAUGGACCGUGCAGCCCUACCUUUUACAAAAUGAUAGAAUUUUACAAGUACCCACAAUGCGUCUGGCUAAUAGCGUAUUGAUUACACUAAUCGAAAAUAUUAAAGAUAGAAAAGUUUUGAUAAAUAUGAUGAGACUAAUCCCGACUUAUUGUCGGUUUUUGCUAUUGGUAAGAAAAUAUUAUAAAAAGUCAAAUUUAUUCAAAACCAGCAGGACCUUCACGAAGUUAUUUCCUGUAGAAUUACCAUUUCCAAAACUGCCCAUGGAUUCAAUUGUUAAUGAUGAGAUUGUGGUUGAAAUCUUGCUCGAGAUCGCCACUAUAAUAUGUGAACUGACGAAAGUUGGGUAUAAAUUUUUUGGGCAUAACUCCUCGCUUACAGAAAUUGCUAGACAAUGUGAAAAUGACGAGAUGUUUCAGUCAGUGUUUUACUCGAAGGAGGUUGGUAAGGAACAUAUUUUGACAAUUACUAGAACAAUCAAAAUCCUGCUCAAGGGUGAAUUUUUUCCAGAAAAGAAAUGGUUAGCAAUAACAGCAUUAUUUACUAGAUGUUCAUUAACCUUGCUGGGAAUGUGCAAAGAUUUCAUGAUUACAAAAAAUUCUCCCUCGAAAUCUAAGCAUGAUCAAGAUGAUGAAUGCACAGUCGAUAUGAAGCUGUGGGCAGAAUACUAUAAAGCGAUUUUGAUGCUGUCAACGCACAAAGUAUCUACAUUAACUAAGCUAGCCAUUAUUCCAAGAAAGGCAAUAUACUGCAUUACUCAUGACUUGAAAAGGCAAGCUGCGUUUCUACUCAAUGAAUCGUGGGAUGCACUGGGAUAUGAAAAUGAUAAGGAUGACCAUAUGGUGAUGGCAACUAAAUACGGUAUUGAUCAUGUUAGUGAAUAUCAGCGUCUGCUAUUGAUUGAAAACCCAUCAAUUAUGAGGGAGCUUUUCGUAUUUGCCUUUAGUAGACAUAUUGAUGCGACUGCGGUUAGUUGUAAAAUUAUCUGGAGUGUGGCAAUCAACUUCUGGCAAAGUGAAUCUUCUUUUCAGUCUGCUUUAAACAUCUGCAUACCAGAAUUAUACAAUGGAUUCCAAAUGGGUAAGCUUUUCAUAGACAAUUAUGAAUUGGAACGAUUUAUUGCUUGCAUAUUUUAUACUGUCCAUAUGCCCUCUGAUGAUAUAUUAUAUCAAGCUUUCUCAGAUUUUCUGAAAGAGUUGCUAGGUUUCCUACAUAUUGUUGCCGAAUCUUAUAAGAUUUCUGGGCAAGAAGAGUUUGACGAUGAUAGAACAACACGUCAUAUCGAGAUGUUCAGGUAUUUAUUAGAUGCCAACAGACCGGAAUUAUUCCAUAAAAUGAUUAAUGAUCUAUAUAUACAUGCUAUUAAAAAGAAGGACUAUGUUCAGGCUGGCCUCGGUUUGGAAUUACUUGCAAGCGUAUACGAAUGGGAUCCUAAUGACGUUUUACCCGCAAUACCAUAUCCUUCAUUACCGAAACAAUCAUCAUUUGAAAGAAAGGAGUUUCUGUAUAAGGAGGCUGCAAGAAAUUUUUCGAAAGGCCUGAAACUUGAAAAGGCCUUGGCUGUCUAUAAGGAUUUGAUCAAGGCAUAUGACGAAAUUGACUACGAUUUGAAUGGGCUAGCAUUUGUACACGACCAAAUUUCCACGAUUUAUACAGAAUUACAGAGUAUUGACAGACUUCUGCCAACUUACUUUAAGGUAUCAUUUAUGGGUUUUGGUUUUCCAAUCUCCAUUAGAAAUAAGAUGUUUAUUUUUGAAGGUUUACCCUUUGAGCAUAUAACAUCGAUGCAAAAUAGAUUAUUGAAAAUUUAUCAUGGAUCAAGCAUUAUUCAACAGCAGGCUCAGGUAGAUGAAUUACUGAUGAAGCCUCCAAUGGGUAAAUUGAUCAAUGUGACAACGGUUGAACCGCAACUAGAUAUUUCAGACAAAUACUCUAGCGCAUUGAACAACAAAACUAGAAUGUACAUUGAAAACAGAAAUUUGAGAACUUUUUGCAAUUCUAGAAGAUUAGCUAAUUCUACUAGUGUAACUAAUCUGUGGGUUGAGGAAUUUACAUAUACUACUCUGUCUACAUUUCCAACUUUGAUGUAUAGAUCUGAAAUUAUUGAAGUGAAAAAGCGUAAAUUGUCUCCAUUGGAAAAUGCCAUAAGAUCUUUACAAAUCAAAAUUCAAGAAUUGAAUGGCCUUGAAAACAUGGCUUUGAAAGUUCUAAAAGAACAAGGCGAUGUCACAGACAUUUUCAAUGAAUUGUCAAGAAAUAUAACGGGCACAAUUUCAGCACCCAUCAAUGGAGGUAUAUCCCAAUAUAAAGAGUUUUUGAAGCCUCCUACCUGUGAUCAGUUUGAUGCUCAAGAACUACACAGGUUGAUAUUAUUAUUUGAUGAAUUAACGAUAGUCCUGAGCCGUUGUCUACUCAUUCAUAUGGAGAUAUUACCUUCCAGCGAAUACAAAGAGUCCCAUAAUGUAUUGCUCAGGUUGUACGAAGAGAAUUUUUCUGACGAGAUCAAACACAAUAACAUUAAUAUACAUAAUACCACCUUGGAAAACCUAACAAAGUCAUUUACCAGACAGGGUUCCGUUCACGGAUCUCAGAGGAUAAAGUCACUGGGAUCAUCGCAUUGGGACAGGAGUACUACAAAACAUAUGAAGACUGCCUCGGUCAAUAGUGAAAUUGUGGAUAUGAAUAUGGGAGAGAUUUUAACGAAAUAUAUUACAAGAUCGAGCUCCCACAGUUCGCUAACUACCGGCAGUUCGCACUUAGCACCAUCCGUUUCAUCAAUAUCCAACCAAACUACACAAACACUCGGAAGCACGUCACUACAACAGACUGUCAACGAAAUUUCGCAUAGUCACAAUCUUCAUUUAUAA